This is a messenger RNA of Gorilla gorilla gorilla (western lowland gorilla), 1164 nucleotides long. RefSeq lists its product as uncharacterized. The record is from RefSeq and is a predicted model, not a curated record. Lineage: Eukaryota; Metazoa; Chordata; Mammalia; Primates; Hominidae. The annotation marks the transcript as partial. The transcript is spliced from 7 exons.
CCUUCUCCUCUCCCCCCUUCUCCUCUCCCCCCUUCUCCUCUCCCCUCCUUCACCUCUCCCCCUUCUCCUCUCCCCCCUUCUCCUCUCCCCUCUUCUCCUCUCCCCCCUUCUCCUCCCCCUCUUUCUCCUCUCCCCCCUUCUCCUCUCUCCCCUUCUCCUCUCCCCUCCUUCUCCUCUCCCCCCUUCUCCCCUCCUUCUCCUCUCCCCCCUUCUCCUCCUCCCCCUUCUCCUCUCCCCCCUUCUCCUCUCCCCCCUUCUCCUCUCCCCCCUUCUCCUCUCCCCUCUUCUCCUCUCCCCCCUUCUCCUCUCCCCCCUUCUCCUCCUCCCCCUUCUCCUCUCCCCCCUUCUCCUCUCCCCGUUUCUCCUCUCCCCCCUUCUCCUCUCCCCCCUUCUCCUCUCCCCCCCUUCUCCUCUCCCCCCCUUCUCCUCUCCCCCCUUCUCCUCUCCCCCCCUUCUCCUCUCCCCCCCUUCUCCUCUCCCCCCCUUCUCCUCUCCCCUCCUUCUCCUCUCCCCCCUUCUCCUCUCCCCUCCUUCUCCUCUCCCCCCCUUCUCCUCUCCCCUCCUUCUCCUCUCCCCCCUUCUCCUCUCCCCCCUUCUCCUCUCCCCCCUUCUCCUCUCCCCCCUUCUCCUCUCCCCCCUUCUCCUCUCCCCCCUUCUCCUCUCCCCCCUUCUCCUCUCUCCCCCUUCUCCUCUCCCCCCUUCUCCUCUCCUCUCCCCCCCCCCCCUUCUCCUCUCCCCCCUUCUCCUCUCCCCCCUUCUCCUCUCCCCCCUUCUCCUCUCCCCCCUUCUCCUCUCCCCCCUUCUCCUCUCCCCCUUCUCCUAUCCCCUCCUUCUCCUCUCCCCCCUUCUCCUCUCCCCCCUUCUCCUCUCCCCCGUGCUCUAAUGGCUAAGAGUCAGCUGCCAAAGGAGAAAUGCCCUUUGCAGAGUCCCAGACCUGGCGAGAAUAGGAGAAUGGCAUUAGGGGUGAGAGAGGCCCUCACGGACUGCCAGCAGCUGCACAUCCUUCAGCAAUUCUCACUGCUGUCUCACUGUCCUGUCCCGUCCCCACAGGCCCUCACAGACUGCCAGAAGCUGCACAUCCUUCAGGGCUUCAGGAUGUCACCCCAGCCACAGCCCUGGCCCCUCAGGAGGCAAGAGCACGUUGAGAGCUGUCAAAGCUCUUAA